Molecule: messenger RNA, 4803 nt
Organism: Cryptococcus deneoformans JEC21
Lineage: Eukaryota; Fungi; Basidiomycota; Tremellomycetes; Tremellales; Cryptococcaceae
Exons: 10
Coding region: 28-4641 (1537 amino acids)
Molecular function (GO): protein binding
Source: RefSeq, a predicted model, not a curated record
UUCUGUUCUUCCCAUUCCUAUCCCGCCAUGUCCCUCUUCAAGAGGAAACAUUCGAAGGCAGACCUUCAUCCGCCCCCAGCGACCACACCAGCCCCGGCUGCUACCCAACCAGUCGCACCCUCUGCAGCGCCUCAUAGGGGACAGGCCUACGGGAAUGUAGGUAUAGGGGGCAACAACAAUCCUAGAAGAAUGACAAGCAACCCGCAACUCAAAUCCAGCGCCCAAGCAUCUUACCCGGCUCAUUCAGGCCAGUCACCCCAACUCAACCAACAUCUCCCGGGACAAGUCGAUACACAUGCUGGCCACAUGAGUAUGAUGAGUACACCACACCCUCAACUUGGAUAUCGUAUCAAUCCACAGUCACCGACACCAUCUGCCAAUGGACCCGCUGCCUCUGGAGGGUAUGGAGGAUCGCCGCAUCUGGGUAUGUCUCCACCCCCGAUACACUCAUCUGCUCCAGCUUCGGUACAAGCUUCGGCACAACCACAACAAGGACAAUUGCAACACCAGGCUCUUCAUUCCAAUCAUCCUCAAGGACAAUCUCAGGAGAUUGGCCAGGGACAACUGCAAAGCCGCCCUCACCCCUCGCCAAACCCUCUGUCAUAUCCCUGGCAAAUCCGACCCCUUCGUCUAUACUCUUCUGGCCAAAACGUCCCUGCGUCUCCCUUCCCCCGGUAUGGGCUUUCAGUCCCUUGCUUCCCCUCUCACUCUGGUCAUAUGCUUGUGUUUGGAGGCCUCGUCAAUGAAAAGGUUAGAAAUGACCUAUGGUCUAUUGACAUCCGAGAUCUCUCAGUAAUGUAUGUCAAGACUAAGGGAGAUGCACCGCCUCCGAGGGUAGGACAUGCGAGUGUGAUCAUGGAUAGAAUUAUGGUUGUGUGGGGGGGGGACACCAAGAUUGACGUUGCAGAUGAGCAGGAUGAGGGAUUGUACAUCCUUGACUUGCGUUCACAAGAGUGGACAAAGGUCCCCAUAUCCAAAGGACCCGUUGGAAGGUACGGCCAUGCAGCCUGUAUGGUUGAGAAUCGGUUUUAUGUUUUCGGAGGCCAGGCGGAUGGCAUGUUCAUGAACGACAUGUGGAUGUACGAUAUCAAGCAGUUAUCUGGCACAGCGAUGGUACAUACGUGGGAGCAAGUUUCAUACACCACACCUCCACCGCCUCGUCGAACAGGUCAUGUGUUGGUGGCAGCGUCCAGCGGUAAACUUUACCUCUUUGGAGGUACGGACGGUAACUACCACUAUAACGAUACAUGGUGUUUUGAUCCAUCGACUGGUGCAUGGGCCGAACUCUCAUGCAUAGGGUUUAUCCCUUUACCGAGAGAAGGUCAUGCUGCAGCGAUUGUGGAUGACACUAUAUAUAUCUUCGGAGGACGGGAUGUAAAGGGUAAAGAUUUGGGUGAUUUGGCGGCCUUUAGACUUUCCAAUCAAAGAUGGUUCAUGUUUCAAAACAUGGGCCCUUCACCAGCUGCUCGUUCAGGGCAUGCUAUGGUUUCCGCUCACGGAAAAAUAUUUGUGGUCGGUGGUGAGGCUAAUCAAGUUCCUCUCGAACCCGGAGAACGGGAUGACCCGCAAAAAAUCCACGUGCUGGAUACCAGUAAGAUCAAAUACCCUCAUGAUGCAAAGAGCAAAACGACAAUGGCGGAUCAAGCAGAUUCAAGAGGCAUGCAAGGCACGCCUCAACCCGGGCAACAGCAAGGGCAAACCCCAGGAAGGCUGCCACAGUCGGCAUCUACGGAGGGUUUAAACACUCGUACAGGGACAAGUUCUCCUUCUUCGGAACGAGGCCCAUCAACUCAGCAUGUUCUUACCCAAAGCCAGUCACAAGUAUUAGAUACUCAGGUUUCGCCACAAUCGCAGGCUCAAAUCCCUCAACCUCCACUCCAAUCACCUCGAAACGUCGGUCCUGUGCUGACUACGAAACCAAACGGUCCCCCGCCUCAGCGCCCACGUCGGGAAGGUGAUGAGGAAUUUCGAGAGGCUAUGUCACCCACGAAAUUACAUUACUCAAGUCAAGCGUCAGAUCAGGCUCAAAGCCCGGUGCAGUCAUCUUUACCCUCGCGGGUCACUUCCCCUACGCACAUCUCACCUACGUCUCCCAAGAACCAUCCCAAGAUGUUCCAUUCAUCCGUGAACGGAACCCGAUCCCCCUCACCUCGUCUCCGAAAUGCCGAUGGACCUUCAUCGGAGCGCGAGCGUGCACCUCCGCCUCCUGAUGCGUUCUAUUACGGCCGUCGAUCACCCACUGCUAACGGAUUCCGUCAAUCUGCCUCUAGUAGGCCCAGUAGUUUCGGUGCCUCCAACGAUCUGGUGAAGGAAGUCAGGGCAAAGGAGAAUGAAGUGGAGGAGGGAAAGAGAAGAGAAACUGCUCUCAAGAUAAUCCUAAACCGAGCAGUGAAACAAGGAUUCUUGCUGGGCGACGAAGAACAAAAGCCCUCUGGAGGAGACAAAGAAGAACAAGCAGACGAUAAUAAACAGAAUGAUGGUUUAGUGGGCAGGUUGACUGAUGCACUUGUGCGGCUGAAGAAAGAGAAGGCUAAAAUGCAGAAUGACCUAGUCGCUCAGAUUCGAGCUGCUUCUGCUAAAUCCGUGGAAGCAGAUCAUCUCCGCCGAGGUGCUCUGCAAGAAACAGCGUUCUACCGCGCCAAAAUUGCCGCCCUUGAAACAAAUUCACUCCUUGAUCUCAAGAGGGUUGAAAAGGAACGCAUCAAUGAAUUAGAGAAGCAGAUCAACAUUUUGGCUAAUGAGAAUGCUCAAAUGAGUAAAGAGCUAGAAUGGGAGAAAGAAGGGCGAGAACAGGCGAAUUGUCUGCAUUCUUCGGCAACUCAACGCGAAGCAGAGACACUGAGGAGGGCAGAAGAGGCAGAAGAGGCCCAGAAGGAGGCACUUGAAGAGUUAGAACGGUUACGCGGCCAUUUUUUGACUUAUGAGCAAGGCGCUCGCGAGCAUAGCGAACAAUUGAUUACUUUAUCUUCCAGGGUUCAACAGCGCGAAGCCGAGCGAGACCAACUGCGGUCACAACUUGACGAAGCGAUUGCUACGAGAGAUCAGAAUAUUCAACUUGUCAGCGAAGUCCAGGCAGCAAUCACUUCUGCUGGACUUAUGGCUUCUGAGAUGGAGGCAAUGUACACAAAGGAGAGUGUUAAAGUGCAGCAACUGGAGGAGGAGCUGGCGGAAUGUAGAGCCGAGCUAGAAUCCAGAACGAGGAAUGCGGAGCUCGCUACCGAAAAGCUCAAGGAGAUUGAAAAUGCGUAUGCGAAAUCUCGAGAAGAAGCAGACGCUUUGAGGGCGGUGACAACCUCUAGACUCGGUGAAAUACUAGAUUCCCACAAAGAGAUGCGAGCAGACGAGACCCGUGCCGCUAGGGGCCACCAAGAACAAUUACAGGCUCUGGAGGAAGAGGGUAAAAGCCUCAGAAAAAUGCUGAAGGAGGCCGGACAACGAGUCGACGCUGCCGAGUCAGGUGUGAAUCAACAUCGAACGAAAAUGCGUGACGUGGAAAGUAAGGUUCAAACGCUACGAGGCGAGCUUCGGACUAGUCAGACCAAGCUGCUGAGUGCCCAAGCGGAGGUCGCCCGGUACAAACAGCUCCAUUCGACAAGGGAUGAGGAGUUAAAAGAGAAAGAGAUAGCUAUGACUGAGGUGGAAACGAGGUGCGCCAUGCUGCGUAAUCUACUUGCGGACCAUGGCAUCGCCGUCAACGACUCUGACCUCGAAGAUAUCAAAGCGCCCUCUACUCGCGAACUAGAAGGCAAAUUGCGGGAGCAGACCCGAGUCAGCGAAGCCGCCCAGCGUGAAAUACAAGACCUACGAACACGAUGUGAAGAAGCGGAAGUCAAGGUCGAGUCCCUCGGCAAGUUGGUGGAGCGCAUUAAGGGCGCCCGAAGUCCGACAAGCGCGAGUAUGCGGUCACCAACUCCCACAAGUGGAGAGAUGACUAGAGUUAGCGAAUUGGAGAAGAAGUUGAUAGACAUGGAAAAAGAGCAUCGAGAUAAGGUUGCUGGGCUUGAGACAGACUAUCAAACGGCUGUGAGGUAUGUGAAAGGUACAGAAAAGAUGCUGAAGAGGAUGAAGGACGAGUUAAAUAGACAGAAGGCUACCAACACCACCAUCCAAACUGAGCUUGACCAUCUCCGAGGUCGCUCAUCUAUCUCUGGUCGCUCUACACCCUCAUCGUCCUCAGUCAUCGAAUCAGAUGUACAGCGCCGCUUUAACGUCCUUCAAAACCAACACCAGAAGCUUCAAGAAGACUUUUCAGCCUCUCAAGAUGUUCUCUCCGCUCGCAAUCGUGAGGUAGACCUGCUGAGAAUGAGGCUCGACGAGGCUGAGAGGGACAUGGAGUCCUUGAGAGAUGAUCUUGCGCAGGCGCAACACAGAAUCCAGACAUUGUUGGAUGUAAAAGGGGGAUCAGAUGAUGAAGAUGAUGGAAGUUUAGAGGCGACAAUGGCUUUUGACAAGUUCUCGCAGGAGCUGAAGCAGUGGGAAAGGAGUCGGUCACCAGGAGAAGGUAACUUUGAAGACAAGUCUUCAGAAGAGGGUACGACAAUGCCCGGUCAAUCAGCCAGCUACCAAGCGCGGGUUGUAGCGCAAUCAUCUAAAGCCCAUAGCCCUAGUAGUUCCGAGUAUAGCGGCGAUUGGGUACAGUAAUCACUGUUUCAUUACGGACUGCAGAUAAAACGAGGUGCGAAGUGUCAUAGUUUUGUUCUCUCAGUUUAAAUGGUUACGAUACGAUACUACGGAGAUAAACGCGGCUAUAUGACGAUAAUUGAUGAUUCUGUUUGUUUGAUGAUAAAUGCAUGAUGAGUCUUG